Molecule: messenger RNA, 611 nt
Organism: Aspergillus caelatus
Lineage: Eukaryota; Fungi; Ascomycota; Eurotiomycetes; Eurotiales; Aspergillaceae
Exons: 1
Coding region: 163-498 (111 amino acids)
Source: RefSeq, a predicted model, not a curated record
CAAGAGCCCUCUAUGGAGACUGCGCGUACCAGUACGUAGUCUAGCCGCUGAUCAGGUGGAGGCGGGCACCUACCCACAGCUACAAGCUAUCUUUGUACAGUGUACAUAGUAGGGCAUCAUCGGGACACCCAGGUUCCCCACGUGAAAAUAUGACGUGUGUUCAUGAGCUACCCGACUUGGCCUUUAUAUGAAAAUGACAAAAUCAAAUCAAAGCAAGCCCAGCUAAUGGAUGAUUUGGGGCACCUGACCGUGACUCACGUGUGGGGCUGCUCACCGCCUCCACCCCGUGAUCCGCCCUUGCUGACGACCUUAUCAGCCGUGGAACUACCCAUGACGCGGGGCUUUGCUCUCCCCUUUUGUCAUCAUCCACCUUCUUUCUACUUGCUCAACUAUUACACCAACCAUCUCAUUUGCAUCUUUGUGCAACUCAUACCAUCUACGUCUAUCUCGUUGACGUACCUAGUACCCAUAAUAAACCGACCUAGCUGUAUCCAUUAACCGAUUUGAUUCAUCAAUAUGCGCUCCAAGUUCAAGGACGAGCACCCCUUUGAGAAGCGCAAGGCAGAAGCCGAGCGUAUCCGUCAGAAAUACGCUGAUCGCAUUCCAGUACG